Messenger RNA from Spodoptera exigua (beet armyworm), 1335 nucleotides. The record is from the annotation of a GenBank genome assembly. Lineage: Eukaryota; Metazoa; Arthropoda; Insecta; Lepidoptera; Noctuidae.
AUGAGUAUAUGUGCCGCAUGUAACAAUGUAGUGGAAAAGGAUUACUUGGAAUGCCAGCGUUGUUCGGAUAGAUAUCACUUUUUAUGCCUCGAUAUCUCACUGGAUGAAGGAAAUAAACUACUAGUUGCAAACAACAAGUGGAUAUGCCUUAGUUGCAGUAACAAACAGCCUAAAAGUAGCGAUCCCGUCCGCCCUUCAACUCCGACAGGCUUGGCUGAUAUAACAUUUAAUGUAACACGCCGCAAGGUACAAAAUAAGUUGGAAAUUGUGCAAGCAUCUACUGCAAGAAUGUCGGACAGUGUAUCGCGCUCCGAUAUACGGGAAGAGAUGCGUUCAGUUAUGAAUGAAUUUAUGAGUGAAAUGAGAAACACCUUAAACCUUGAACUACGUGAAUUAAGGGACCAAAUAUCCGGUUUUAAGGAUUCUCUUGGCUUUCUAAGUGCCCAAUUUGACAAUCUGAAUAGCGAUGUUGCCGCUCAUAACUCGACCAUUAAACUACUUAAAAAUGAAAACGAGCAGCUUCGGUCAGAGGUCGCCGUUUGGUCUAAUCGUGUCAGACAAAUGGACCAGCUGUCUAGAUCAACAAACAUUGAAUUGCAGUGCGUGCCCGAGCACAAAGCUGAAAAUGUAUUGUGCAUUGUUAAACAGCUUGGUCAAGUUGUCAAGUUUCCCAUUAGCGAUGGUGACAUAGCUUAUUGUUCACGCGUUGCUAAGUCAGAUCCUAAGUCGUCUCGUCCACGUACUAUCCUGGUGAAAUUUAGUAUCCCUCGCAUCCGGGAUUCCCUGCUAGCCGCUACCAUACAAUACAAUAAGGAUAACCCGAAUAAGAAACUGAACACCAGCACACUAGGCCUGGAUGAUAAGAAGAUAGCGAUAUUUGUUACUGAGAACCUUACAAUGGAAAAUAAAAACCUACACGCCGCUACCCGACUUCGAGCUAAAGAACUAAAUUAUAAAUUUGUGUGGGUACGAGGAGGACGAGUUUAUGUACGUAAAUCAAUCGAGACGGAAAAGGGCUCAAACUCCAGCUCUACUCCUGAAAAUGCUCAGGAGUCAUGUUACCAGCUGGAACCACCCAUCAGAUACAUAGAAUUAUAUUUUAUUGAUUUCGAAAACGAAAAUGAAGUAUUGAAUGACGACAAUGAGAGGAAUGGUGACGUUGAUGAUGAAAUCGAAGAAGAAGUGGAACCGGAGGUGGAAGCUGAGAAUUUGGAGGAACAAGUAGAUAAUGAGGAUGAUAAUGGUGGAGAUGAAGGAGAAGAUGACGAUAACGAUGAAGACAAUAACGAUUUUGAUGAGCUGAUUCGACCAGAACGCAAUCUUAAUGAAAUGUAG